This is a messenger RNA of Ochlerotatus camptorhynchus, 5916 nucleotides long. RefSeq lists its product as uncharacterized. Lineage: Eukaryota; Metazoa; Arthropoda; Insecta; Diptera; Culicidae. The transcript has 2 exons. Bases 1 to 5916 code for a protein of 1971 amino acids. Gene Ontology annotation, biological process: DNA integration. The record is from RefSeq and is a predicted model, not a curated record. Gene Ontology annotation, molecular function: nucleic acid binding.
AUGGAUGCUUUGUCGAACAGAGAUUGUUUGCUGUGUGAUGCACCGGAUGGGGCUGACGAAAACAUGGUGCAGUGCGACGACUGCAAGCUGUGGGUGCAUUUUCGUUGUGCCGAAGUUGAUGAGAGCAUACGGGAUAAACCAUGGAGCUGUCCACAGUGCAUGAAUCGGCUACGUGUUCCGGAGCAAACGAAGCAGAAGAAAUCUACCAAGAAGUCUGGAUCUGGAUCUAAGAGCGAUGCUGGAUCCGUGAAAAGCCUGGUUUCGGUGAUAGAGGAGCUGGAGAAGGAACAGUUUGCUAAAGAGAAGGCUUUAGAGGAAGAAAGAGUCGUGCGUGAGAAGCGGAUGGAGAUGGAAAAAGUCCUAAAGGAAAAGCGUAUGAAGUUCGAAAGGGAAAUGCGAGAGAAGGAAUUGAAGCAGGAACGCGAGCUGCAGGAGAAAGAACUUCUACAGGAGCGAGAAAUGCUUGAAAGGAGGCUGGCUGCCGAGGAAGAUUUCCUUAAGAAACAACAUACGUUGCGCGAGCGGUUCCAAAAUGCGAAGGAGAAGGUUUCGGGUGGAUGGAAAGAAACGGAUGGUGCCGUUGGUGGACACCGUACCGCUCAACAGAAUACUGACCUGGAGCCGUCGGUAGGUUUAACCAAGUCUGAGGUUGAACACAUGGUGCAAAAUUGGCUGCAGAACAAUGGUACGGCUCACACGAAAUAUCCUCUAGGAGCGUAUCCCAAAGGAACGGUGGUGCAAGAAAAUACGGUGCAUUCGAAGAAGAAGCUGUCGAAACUGGAGCAACUCAAGGCGCUGCUGGAACAAGAGGAUUCUCAAGAAGAGGAGGAUAGCAAAACGAUGUGUAGCUCCGAUGACGAGGAAUCACACAAGACAUCGGUUACGCAGAGAAAGGAUAAACGGCACAGAGGCAACGGGUCGGGGCAGCGGUUGAGUCAAGAACAACUCGCUGCACGGCAGUAUAUGUCCAAGCAGCUCCCAAUCUUCAAAGGAGAGCCUGAAGUCUGGCCGUUAUUUAUAAGCAGCUUUGAGAACACCACCAAUGCGUGUGGUUUUUCGAACCUGGACAAUCUGAAAAGACUACAAGACUGUUUGCAAGGUGAGGCACUAGAAGCUGUCAGAAGUCGUCUGGUUAUGCCAGAAUCCGUUCCGGACGUACUCAACGAUCUCCGAAACCUUUUCGGGAAGCCAGAAAAGCUUCUUAAAGCGCUAUUAACUAAGGUUCGAAAGGCUCCGUCGCCGAAAAUCGAGCAACUUGGAACCUUCAUCCAUUUCGGAAUAACCGUGAAACAGUUAUGCGACCAUUUGGAGGCAGCUGGGCUAGCAGACCAUUUGAAUAACCCCAUGCUGGUCCAGGAACUGGUGGAUAAGCUUCCGCCAAGUUACAAGUUGGAUUGGGUACGCUACAAGAGGUACAGUCGUGGUACCCCACUGCGAAUGUUCACUGAUUUCAUCAGCGAUGUGGUUUCGGAUGUGUCGGAAGUGGCAGACUACACGGGGGCGAAUCUUCGUGAAGCAGUACUUGCAAGAAACCGCAACGAUAAAAGGAAGGAGUUUGUUCACAUGCACAACACUUCCUCCAAGGGUGAGACACCACAGGGUAAUAAGGUGGCCAAGCCUUGCUGGAUGUGUAAGAGGUUGGAUCAUAAGGUAAGGUUUUGCGACGAUUUUAAAAAACUGAAUGUUACGGAACGAUUGAGGCUGGUAGAGAACCUGAAGCUGUGCGUAUUGUGUUUAAACGCCCAUGGGAAAAGCCGAUGCAGCUUCAAGUUGCGCUGCAAUGUGGGUGAUUGUCAGGAGUACCACCACCCCCUUUUGCAUCGUGCUCGGGAAUCGGUUCAAGUGGUAGAAUGCAAUGCACAUAACCGUUUAAAUCGGUCGGUCAUCUUUAGAAUGGUACCAGUAACGCUCUCGGUGGGGGAUUUGUCACUAGAUACACUGGCGUUCCUCGAUGAAGGCUCAUCCGUGACAUUAGUGGAGGACAUCGUCGUAAACCAUCUCCAGGUGAAAGGCGUUCCGGAACCGUUGAUAGUAUCGUGGACCGGGAAUAUGAAACGGUAUGAAGACGGCUCCAGGCGGGUUAAUUUGAUGCUAGCGGCGAGAGGUUCUAGUCAGAAGUUGCUGAUACAAGGGGCACGUACAGUGUCCGAAUUAGUUCUGCCAAAACAAGAUGUGCGAUUCCAGGAUAUCACCGAGCGCUAUCCCCACCUGCGUGAUUUGCCCAUAAUGGAAUCGGGACCCGACGAGCCGAAAAUCAUGAUUGGUCAACCUGGAGAACCGAUCGGAGUCAGGACAAAGUUGGGGUGGACAAUUUACGGUCCUGAAAAGCUGAUUAGGAUGGAGGAUGCUCGUGUAAACUUUCACACUACCUGUUCCGUGACCAACCAAGAGCUGCAUGAUAUAAUUCGUGUGCAGUACAGUCUCGAAGAAAUGGGUGUCCCGGCCUCCGCUGUUCCAGAAUCCAACGAAGAUCGUCGGGCGCGAGAAAUCCUACGAACGACUACAACUCGUGUCGGUGACCAGUUUGAGACAGGUUUGCUCUGGCGACGUGAUGCAAGAAGCUUUCCUGACAGCUACGGAAUGGCGAAACGACGAUUGAUAGGUUUAGAGCGAAAGUUGGCAAAGGAUCCUCAGCUGCAGGAGGUUGUAAGGCGCCAAAUUAAGGAAUAUCAAAUGAAGAAGUAUGCGCACAUAGCUACGCAAGAGGAGCUGGCCAAAUCCGAUCCAGCCACAGUAUGGUAUCUACCACUAAAUGUGGUUAAACAUCCCCACAAGCCUGAAAAGGUACGCCUCGUGUGGGACGCUGCAGCGAGAGUCCAAGGUGUUUCGCUGAACUCGGAGUUGCUCAAGGGUCCUGACAUGCUGUCUCCGCUUCCGUCCGUACUCAGUCCUUUCCGAGAGCGCCGUGUUGGAUUUGGUGGUGACGUGAAAGAAAUGUACCACCAAUUAAGGAUACGGAAGGAAGACAAACAGGCUCAACGCUUUCUUUUCUUUACCGAACCGGGAGACUCUGAGCCGCAGGUUUAUGUUAUGGAUGUUGCGACAUUUGGAUCAACUUGCUCGCCGUGCUCCGCUCAGUUUAUAAAGAACUUAAACGCGGAGGAGUUUUCCGGACAAUUUCCGGAUGCUUUCGACGCUAUAACAAACCGUCAUUACGUAGAUGAUUACUACGAUAGCGCGGACACUCCGUCAGAAGCAGUGAAGCUGGCCAAGGAAGUUAAAUAUGUGCACUCGAGAGGAGGAUUCCAUAUUCGGAAUUGGGUGAGCAAUUCGGAAGCAUUCGUUCAAGAAAUGGGUGAAGAAGACAUUGUCCAUACCGUCCAUUUGAAAGAUAAAGCUGCUGGUACUGAUCGAGUUCUCGGAAUCAUCUGGAACACGAAAGACGAUACCUUUUCGUUCGUCGCUCCAUCCCGGAAGAACGAUGACGAGCAUCCGACCAAACGUGGCAUCCUGAGCUGUGUCAUGUCGGUGUUUGAUCCAAUGGGCCUCUUGUCACCGUUCACAGUGCUCGGUAAAAUGCUCAUACAGGAUUUGUGGAGAACUGGGUGUGAAUGGGAUGCACCUAUUGACAAAAUUUCGCUCGUUAAGUGGCAGAACUGGGUCCAGCAGAUGUCGAUGAUCGAAGCGGUGAGAAUUCCAAGAGCAUAUUUCGGAGAUGCAACAACAGAUCAGCUGCGCGAAAUACAAUUACAUGUGUUUACCGACGCUAGCGAAGCCGCUUACGGUUGCGCUGCAUACUUUCGGGUCGUGGUGCGUGGAGAGGUUCGAUGUGUUUUGGUGAUGAGCCGCACGAAAGUGGCGCCGCUUAAGCAAUUAACAGUUCCACGAUUGGAGCUCCAAGCCGCGGUGUUGGGAGCGAGACUAGCGAAGAUGGUAUGCAGCAAUCACAGAAUCGUAAUCACGAAGCAAAUUUUCUGGUGCGAUUCACAGACAGUACUUUCCUGGAUACGUUCCGAUCAGCGUAGGUAUAAGCCUUUUGUGGGAUUUCGAAUUGGCGAAAUUCUGGAACUCACAAGGUUGUCGGAUUGGCGAUGGGUGCCGACAAAUCACAACGUUGCAGAUAAGCUAACGAAGAAGAGCCGUGAAUGGGAUUUCGAGGUGGGCAGCACCUGGUUUAACGGUCCAAAGUUCUUGUACCAAGAUGAAGCGGAAUGGCCACAGCAACCUGCGAUACCAACAAUCGUCGAGGAAGAUCUGAGAGCCGUCUACCUAUUCCAUGACAUUGCUAUACCGCAACCCCUAGUAGAUGUUCAGCGAAUCGAUAAGUGGACCGUGUUGGUGCGCGUGAUGGCAUGCGUGUUUCGCUUCAUUUCAAAUUGUAAAAUAAAGAAAGAAGGGUUGCCGAUUGAGACUCUCAAACCGACAAAACAACAAGAAAAGGUAUUGCUCAAUUGCGGAACAGCGAUUCGGACACCGUUGAAACAGGACGAAUUCCGUAAAGCAGAGUGUUUCCUGAUAAAAACUGCUCAGGCGGAGGCAUACGCGGACGAGCUUAAAGUGUUGCUGAAAAAUCAAGGACAGCCUUCGGAUCGAUGGUACGCGUUGGAGAAAUCCAGCCCACUUUACAAGAUUACGCCGAUGAUCGAUAGUGAUGGAAUCAUUCGCAUGGAAGGAAGAGCAAAGGACGCCGAGGCAUUGCCGUUUGAUCUACGCUUCCCCAUCAUUCUUCCAAAGGGUCAUGAAGUGACAAGAAAGUUGGUUCAGCAUUACCACAAAAGGUGUGGACAUACCUUUCGCGAAACUGUAAAAAAUUACCUACGUCAACGCUACUACAUUGAGAACGUUAAUGCAGUCGUGAAGAAGGUGUCAGCCAGUUGCAUUUGGUGCAAGGUGCACCGGAAUCAACCUAGAAUUCCUAGGAUGGCACCGUUACCGAUCGAAAGGCUUUCUCCCCAUCUUCGCUCGUUCAGCUAUGUCGGAGUCGAUUAUUUUGGACCCAUUGAGGUGAUUGUUGGACGCAGUCGGCAGAAAAGGUGGGUUGUUUUGUUCACCUGCUUGGUAGUUCGUGCAGUACAUCUCGAGAUUGCGUACGAUCUGUCAGCAGCCUCAUGCCUUAUGGCCAUCCGAAGACUCGUGUGCCGCCGUGGACCUCCACUGGAAUUCAUUUCCGACAAUGGCACCAAUCUGAAAGCAGCCAGCAAAGAAAUCAUCGAGAAGAUUCGUUUCAUCGAGGAAGAAUGCGCCGAAGCAGUUACCGAUGCCCGCACUAGGUGGAAAUUCAUCCCUCCUGCCACUCCCCACAUGGGAGGCUCUUGGGAGCGCCUCGUCAGGACCGUGAAAGACGCUCUAAGAGCGUUUGACGAUGGAAAAAGAUUGACUGAUGAGAUCCUACAAACGUCUAUUGCGGAAGCGGAGGAUCUAGUCAACUCUCGUCCCCUUACAUAUGUUGCCGAGGGUUCGAUCGACGCGCUAAGCCCUAACCAUUUCUUGAAAGGUGUGUCACCGAACGAACCACUCAUGGUUCCCCCGCCGCCACAUUCUGCUGAGGCUCUUCGCAAUGCCUACCAUCGGUCACAGCAGCUGGCCGAAGAGUUAUGGAGACGAUGGAUUCAAGAGUAUGUGCCAAUGAUCAAUCGACGUAGCAAGUGGUUUAGCGAGGCUCAACCAUUGAAGGUAGGCGACGUGGUUUACGUUGUGGAUGGCAAGAACCGGAAGCUGUGGGUUCGCGGAAUCGUUGAGGAGCUGAUAACAUCCAAGGAUGGCAGGAUUCGGCAAGCUUGGGUCCGAACCAACAGCGGUGUCUUCAGGAGGGCAACAGUUAAGCUAGCGGUUUUGGAAAUUAAUGGUGGUAACGCUGGACCGGAUGAAGGGAUCGGACCAGGAUUACGGGUCGGGGAUCUGUUGGGAGCAACACCGCUGGGCUUACCUAUUGCCCCUGGAGAAAAGUGCGAUCGAGAGAGUGACGGACCGAUUUGA